AGUGUUAACUUACAAUCUACUUCAAUAAUUGAGAAACUGAUAAGUCUAUUCGUAGAUAAAAAAAGUUAGAAAAAAUUUAUUAAAACUAUCCGAAAAAAGUAAUUAAAGUGUUUUGUUAAAGCAUUUUAAAAAUAUUUAUUAUUCAAAACAUCCUAAUAAAAGUACAAGUAUUUAAGACCCUUUUAAUAACUAAAAGUUUAUAUUGUGGUGAAAUUGCUUGACUUGGUGUCUUGCAGUUCUGGCUUGUCCUCGACUGAAUACAAAAACAGCAUUGUAAGGAAAGAAUUGAAUGAUUAUACAUUUACGUACAUUCUCAGAAAGAAGCUGUGUCCUCUGCUUAUGUUGCAUUGUAAGCGUGUCCUUUGAGAAGCUUGGUCUAUUUUCCAAACUGCGUGCAAAACCUUAAAAUAUUUUCUCGAAUUCGAAACCAAUAUCUUCGUUUUUACACUAAGAAGAAUGUUUGCAGCACACACUACGCGAGAAGUCAGAACUUAAUGCUCACCAAGAAUAUACACUUUGUGGGGUCUUUGAAGCUUCCUUCUGAGUGUUGCAAACGUUAUGAAACAUAUAUACAAACAUGAACGUACGCUUGGUGGGAGCUAAAUUUUCAAAUAAAUAAGUUUAUGAGCACCUCUUUACUAUUUGUGAAAUCAUCAAGCUGUCACUAACUCAAAGGCUACAAACUUAUCAAGAAAAUUCCUUCACAUUACAAGAGGAUUUUAAUCAUUCAAAAGAAAAACGUUUUUCCAUCAGCUUAUUAUACUACUGGCAAAUUUUAAAAUUGCAAGAAGAGACGGUUAUGUAGCAGCAGCAUUUGUAUAUUGCAAACUGCACGCAAAGAGUGGACUAUAUCUGCCAUCACCAUUAAAGCAACUGCCGUCUACUUCAGUUACGUAGGGUUAGCCUGCUACGGUCUCCCACAUAAUAUAGAAAGAAUUUCGUAACGUCAUUAUGCAGCCCCAAUCAGCACAAAAUAUGUAUGUUCCACAAAACGCUGCUGGGAAUAAUAAUGGGAAUGUACGAACAAAUCCACAGUCUAAUAAUAACAUGUUUCGUCAGACUCCUUCAAGUCCAGCACCUCGCAAUCGUUUCAUGCCAAACACAAUGUUUCCCUCGACUGUUCAAAGUGUAGUACUACAACAGUUCCCAUAUCCAGCACGUCAACCGCAAUACCAGCAGUUCUCAUAUGCAGGUCAUCAGUACUAUCAGCAAAACUCGUAUUACUCAUUUUAUCCUCUUCAGCAGCCACCACAACAUCAACGAACUGCCACUCUAAGUGUAAAUAGUGGUGUUAAUGUUGGAGUGGGUAGCGGUAUUUCCGGAGCAGUAGCGGGUCCGACGACAGCUAAUCAAGCUCAGAUCACCCUAAGUGUGCCUCCAGUAGGGAAUGCAGUUUUAGGAGUAACUAAUGCAACACCCACUCAACCUGUUGGUGUCAAUACAUUAGUGAGUGUAAUGCAGUCGCCACAGCCCACAACAAGAAAAAUUCGACGGCACGCUCUUGAAAUUAUUGAUCCAAAUACAAAUCGAAAUAUUCUUGAAGACUUAAAGUCUGAAAAGAAUACUUCCUCUACGGAUAUAGAAUGCCAAGAUUCGAUAAGCGCAGCACAAUUAAUACAAACAAAGGUACCGGAAGAGGCAGGACAUGUAAUGAGAAGUACUUCAGAAUUUCGGAAUUACGAUACAGAUACACGUGAAACUUCAGAACAAGAAGAACGUAACACAAUUAAUCAGACGCCAGUUGUAUCUGCCAUGUUAGCUCCAGAAAUAUACCCUGCUCAAAUGCAGAAAACAAAAAGUAAAAAGAUGCAAAUAAAUAAAGCAGAUCAAAACGUUCGGAGUAUAGCGAAACCGGAUGAAGAGGCAAGAAAGCAGCCACGAAAUAAUGAGUCAGCAAUUGGAACAAAUUCCGAGAAUAUUCAUCAAGAAAUCAUAACACAAAAUUAUACGGUGGAUAAAAGUUCACAGGUAAUACCAGCGAAUCAGCAGUUAGGAGAUUCUGAAAUGGGGGGUGCAUCUUCAUCAGAAAAUUCUCUCACCUUAAAUUCUCUCACGUUGGGAAAAGUUGAUCACAAAUUGGAGCGGGCAUCGAGAAAAAUUUGCCUAAAUGAUGAGAGUGCUACUAACGAAAGUUGUGUUGGUGGAGUAAGUAAUCUACACACUACGAAAUUAGGCGAAAAGGAAUUGCUGACAAGUUCACGGAAUACUGUCAGCGGGAAUGAGCAACAAACCCAAAAGCAAACCAUAUCCUUAGUGGAAACUAACGACAAUUUUACAUCACCUCUCGACACUCCAAAUAACGGUUCCGCAGAAGAAAGUGAAAACAAUAUAUUUGAAAAAAGUUCAAAAGGUUUUAAUAACUCUAGUAUCAUCUGUGAUGAUACAGCAAAAGUAAUAGCUAUCGAAAUUGGAGUUUGUGAAGCCGACCUCAAUGAAACUAAUUCUGCGUUUGCGUCCAAACUUGACAAUAACGAAAAUAUCAAAGAACUGAUAGAGACAUCCAAAAAUGAGGAUAUACAUGUGAAUUAUGCCAAAAGCAAUGUUUUAGUAAGCCCGCUAGAGAAAUCUACAAAUUUUAGUAAUGACACCUCACUCACAACCAAAACGUUUUCAAUGCCAUCACCCAAUCAUUCUUCUACGAGCAGAAAGAAAUACAACCGAGAACAAUUAAUGGAUUUGCGCGAUGUUAAAAAUUCGCGUAUACAACCUGAUAUUAAAAUUACAUCUAUUUUGCCAGGUUUUAAUUUAAUGCCAGCGUUUGCAGUUAACAAUGCCAAUAAAAAAUUUCAACCCUUGGUGGGUUCAAUUGGCGGAAACAGCUCUUUCUCGAAGAAUUAUACUAAGCAAGUUUCUAAUUCGAGUACCGGAGGUGCCCAUAUUACUGAAGAUUCUAAACCUAUGAUACAUGUGAAUUUAUCACUAAAUCAAGAUGUGCAACUUAACGAAAUUGCUAAUGCCUGGCGUCCACGUAUACUACUAAAAACUAACGAAAUCGAUAACGAUCCAAAAGCUAAAUCGCAACGCGAGAAAGAAGAACUUGUGCGGCGCGUACGGGGUAUAUUAAAUAAGCUUACACCAGAAAAGUUUGAUCCUCUUGUGAAAGAAAUUAUGGAAUUGAAGAUAGAUACAAUGGAGAAAAUGGAAGCUGUGAUGAUACUUGUGUUUGAAAAGGCAAUAGAUGAACCUAACUUUUCAGUUUGCUAUGCUCGUUUGUGUGCACGUCUAAUUUCUGAAGUAAAGGCGAAAGAUGAGAAAAUGGAGUCUGGAACAAAAACACAUUUGGUACAGUUUCGCAAUGCACUCUUGGAUAAAACGGAACGUGAAUUUACUUACAACGUAAUUGACGCAAAAGCAAAAGAGCAAAAGCUUAAGCCGAUAAGAGAUAAAAUUCAAAAAUGCAAAGAUUCUCAUGAAAAAGUGGAGCUAGAAGCACUUCUUGAAGAAGAAGAAAGGAAAAUUCGGCGUCGUUCUGGCGGCACGGUACGUUUUAUAGGAGAGCUUUUCAAAAUAUCAAUUUUAGCCGGAAAGAUUGUCGUCACUUGUAUCGAAAGUUUAAUUAAAUAUCCCGAUAACGAAGAUAUGCUUGAAUGUCUCUGUAAAUUGUUGACCACAGUUGGUCAAAAACUUGAACAAAAUCUGCUACCUAGAGAACAAAAUCGACUCUAUACGCUCGAUGGUGUGAUUCAGCGAAUGCAAGCCAUAGCAUCGAAAAGCGAAAAUACGAAGAUCAGUUCACGUGUGCGCUUUAUGCUACAAGAUGUGAUAGAUCUAAGAAAAAAUAAAUGGAAAUCUGCUGCACGCGCGCGCAAUGAAACACCCACUACCUUAGAUCAAAUUGAGAACGAGGCGAAAAAUGAAGAAUAUUAUAAUUAUAGCGUUUCAUUAUCUAAUGCUGGUGGGCUUAGCGGUGGUGGUGGCAAAAGGGAUGAUCGUAUAAAUCGUUUUGGGGAUAACCGUCUAAAUUAUAAUGGCAGUCAUAGUCAAAGAGGUGAUGUAAGCAGCUUAAAACGUACCCAGCACAUGAGUUCUGGCAGUCACAGCGCAAGUGGAAACGAAGGCAUUUGGCAUGUACAAACAGGAAAAGGCAGCCGUCCGCUAGCAGUUGAUCCAAAUAAACUUGGAGCUCUGCACAAUUUUGAUAUUACAAACAAAAAAAUGGGGGGUGUUCAGCAAUUCCAAUGGCCUAAAUCCACACCUAUAGCAAUACCUUCCAAUUCCUUCGCCGCUUUAUCAGUACUAGACUCAAAUAAAAGUGGUAGCCGACAAAAAACAGCAUACACACACACACACAAUAAGGGCUCAACUGAACGAGAUCGAUACGACCGAGGUUUGUUGCCCCGAAGCGGAUCCUCACAAGCUUCUAGAGAACAUUCAUCUUCUCGAAUUUCUCAACCUAUGCGGAAUAUGACAACAACUACAUCAAUGCAAAAAUCUGCUAGUCAUUCGAAAUAUAUACAGUCAUCUUCUACGCCAAGACUUGCAUGCAAGCCAACAAGUUUUGCCGCAAUUCCUCCUGGAUCAGGCUCAAGUUCGGUUAGCUGUGAUAAACCAGAUGAUGAUCAAUCUGUUGCACAAUAUCAACAAUUGCAACGAGAACACCAACAUGUUCACAUAGCUUGCGAAACGGGUCUAAGCUCUCCUCCAGAAGCUGUAUUCGAAGAACCUAGUGAUGCUGAUUUAAAAUUAAUUAAAUCAGUAGUUUCGGAAAUUGUAGAAAACGCGGCCAAUUCAAAACAAAUCGAUUUUUUAACUGUUACAUGCAUAGAACGAAUAAGACAAUCCCAAUUAUGCGGCCUAUUAUACUACAUUAUUACAGAUUAUUUGCAUUUGCGUGACGUUGGUUCUUUUCAUAGAAGACUUCUAUCUAAUUGCAUUGCAUACCUGAUUGAAAGAAAUUACCUUUCUAUAGACCAUUUUAAUUUAGCUUACGAGCAUUUUGCGAGUAUUGCUAAUGAAAUAAUAGUUGAUGUCCCAGACAUGUACUUAUACAUCCUUGAAUUCACCGGUCCGCUAAUUGUCAAAAAAAUUUUAACGAUACACGAUUUGUGGACGGAGAAAUUGAGAAAAGCCGAAUCGAGUAACUGUGAGAUGGGCAAAAAGUUCCUUAAAACAUAUCUACAAUAUUGCACUCGUGAAAUCGGUCCCAGUUUUACAAGAAGUAUGUUCAAAAAAUUCAAUAUGAAAUGGUCCGAUUAUAUACCUGAAGUUGAAAUCGAAACAUUUAUACAAAGCAACAAAUUUGAGUUCGUUGAAAACGACAAAUACCACCCCGAAAUAGACACAAGGGAAACAAAAGAAAAGCGUUACGCUCGAAUGUUCGAUCAUAUUGAACAAAUAUUGAAAGAAGACGCCAACGCUGAUAAUGUCAUUGAUUACAUUAACGGAAACAUUGUUGACGUCGAUAAACUGUUUAUCAGAGGUUUAACAACAACACUCGCAAGUUUUGCUAUUAAAGACUCCAGCAACUAUAAGCUAGACGCGCCAUGUUUUCAAAAAAAGUGCAUACCUGUAUUGAUACGUUAUAUUGAUUCAAAAGAAGAACGAGAAUUAGAAUGUUUAUAUGCACUGCAGUUGCUAGUUCAUAAUUUAGAACAUCCAAGACAUUUGAUUAGUGAUCUUUUCAUUAAACUCAAUGAAUAUGAUGUCAUACCGCAAGAUACAUUCAGAAGAUGGCGAGAGUCUACAGCUCAAACAGUUGGUAAAGGUGUUGCCGUGAAAGCUCUUAAUCCUUUCUUCAAUCAAAUUCUUAAUGGGGAAACAAGCGACGAUAAUUAGAAAAACUCUCCCAUGUGAAAAUAGUUAUCAUAUUUUUCACACUAAAUUAUUAAAAUUAUCAUAUAUCUAUAGUAUAUUUAUGGACUCUUAUGGCACUAGGAAGGAAUAUCUAUCUAUAAGCCCGAAAGUGAUUUUUUUUUUUUU
This is a messenger RNA of Glossina fuscipes, 5919 nucleotides long. It is a transcript of the gene eIF4G1, whose product is annotated as eukaryotic translation initiation factor 4 gamma 3. Lineage: Eukaryota; Metazoa; Arthropoda; Insecta; Diptera; Glossinidae. The transcript is spliced from 17 exons. Gene Ontology annotation, cellular component: eukaryotic translation initiation factor 4F complex. The record is from RefSeq and is a predicted model, not a curated record. The coding region runs from base 952 to 5775 and encodes 1607 amino acids. Gene Ontology annotation, molecular function: mRNA binding; protein binding; translation initiation factor activity.